AUACUGCUGGCAAUGACACUGUGCCGGCGGUAUUACUCGCGUUACCUCGUAUGCGUUCUCGUCGAUGCGGGUGGCAAUUUGCGGUUGACGCCCAACAAUCGGCGACGGGCGAACGACGUGAGAGCAAGUUUACACAACUAGGAAAAUGGCGAGAUCGACUCAAGGAAGGCGCCGUUAGCACACUUCCAUUCAGGCGCACCGUGGCCGGAUAUCAGCACGUAUCUCUCAAGGCGCGUUUACAUAUCCGACCAAUCAGCGUCCAUAUAACGGACAUGAACCAUUGGCCGCAUUCAGUGGACUCAACAGUUGGGCAACAUUACUAGAUUUUUCGAUGUAACUCGACGCUGAUUGGUCGGACCUGAAAGUAGAAACCAAUCAUAUUCGAUUGCUACUUAGCGGUUGAGUCCGCUGAAUGCGGCCAUUUACUACGUUUGUUAUCGAGCGUAACUAGUAUUGUAGUUUAUGUCCACUUUCUCAGGGGGCGCAUCAGGACAUGCGUCUGCUGAAGCGGGAUGGCCGCUCUCAAAUUUUUCUCUGCCAGAAACCGAGAUUUUGGCCCGAUUUCGAGCAUAACAUAAGCUUGACUUACCUUGUGAUUAUUUUGUUUACAUUAUAGUGUUUAUGAUUAUUUGUAUAAAAUCUUACACAAUUUAAUUGAAAAAAAAAUAGGGGAAAAUAAUGUCAGACGAUAUAAAGGUCUUGCUGAAGGACGCUCGUGAAUCUUUCAAACAGAAUGAAUAUCUGGAGACUAUGAAGAAAUGCAAAAAGAUUUUAAAGAAAGAUAAAAACAAUUAUGUGGCAUUAAUUUUGUUAGCUCGUGCUAUGCAGGAAAUAGAAGAAUUCAAAGCGCAGGUAGUCUUAGUUCUUCAAAAAGCUGUGGAGGUACAACCAAAUAAUCCAUUAGCUUGGCAAGGUCUAGUAGCAUAUUAUGAAAAAGUGCCUCAAGAUAAUGACAACUGGAAAAAGCUGGCUUCAGCUUAUUGCAAACUUUUACAAUUGGAUAGUGACUCUUCUAAAUUUACAUAUUUUAUCAAUAAAGUCUCAGAAAUUGUCCUGAGAAUCAAAGAUGAUGAAAUAUUAUUCGAAGUAUUAGAUACAUUGAGUGUGUUACGAAAAAUUUCUAACAAAGAGAAGACAAGUCUGAUUGAUAAGACUCUAGCAUGGGUUUUAACAGAAUAUCCUAAUAGUAGUAUAACCAAGUAUCAGGAGUUUUAUGAAGAUAUACUAGCAUCUGUAGUAAAAGAUACAGAUCUAUUGAAUAGACAAGAAUAUUAUAGAAAAUAUUUAAAGAUGUUAUAUGACUCCAAUAAAUUUGCUCUCUUAUUAACGGCAGCUCAGGAUAUGCAUGCUCAGUUCCCACAGGAUACUUGUCCUCUAGAAUGGAUUUGUUGUAUCUAUUAUCAAGAGGCUAUAUUAAAUGAAAAAGACCUCAACAUUAAUAUAACUCAGAUUUAUGAGUCUCUUUUAAAAUUGAAUGCAAAUUCUGAGGCUGCAUUAAUUGCAAAGGCAAUAUAUUUGAAGAGCAUGGAUAAGCUAAUCAAUUCUCGCGAGUGUUUAAAUCAAAUAAUUUCAUUAAAUUCACAAUUAUUCUAUGCAUGGUUAGUAUUAAGCCAAAUAUAUUAUAAACUUUAUUGCUGGGAACAAACUGAGAAUGCUUCCAAACAAGCAUUACAAUUAAUGAAACCUCACUUGAAAGACAAAUUGUACCAUAAAGUUAAAUUGAGAUUACUUGAAGCAAUGAGUAGAAGUAACAACAAACAAAAGUUGAUACAAACACAACAGAUGUGCGAAGAGCUGUUAAAAACCGAAUCUUCUGUACAAUUGCAAUUGAUAUAUGCACGGACAAAUGCUUCAUUGGAUAAACCUGAUGCUAUUGCUGUAUUAAGCAACUUAGAGUCUCAAGAUGAAGUUAAAAUUCAAGUUCUUAUACUAAAAGCACUAUACCUAAAGAAACACAAGCAAUAUGAAGAAGCUAUUAAUAUUCUUGAGAUAGCUUUAAAUAAUUCUGAAGCUUGGUUGACAUUUGGUAAAAUAUACUGGGAUAUGGGAGAUUAUAAUCAUAGUCUGAUGGCUUUCUUAAAUGGUGUCCAAGCAGAUCGUAAUAAUUGGGAAUGCAUGGUUUAUUUGGGACAUUAUUAUCGCGAACAUGGCAAUGAUGUCGAACGUUCGAGAAGAUGUUACCACACUGCAUUACAAAUCAAUCCGAAUUCUGAGGAAGCUGGCAUUGGACUGAGUACAGCUUAUCGACUUCUGAAAAACACUGAUGCCAAUAUACAUCUAUUGCAAAGAGUAACUAUGCAACAAGGUACAGGAGCGAAAUGGGCCUGGCUCCAAUUGGGUCUACAACAUUUAGAUCAAGGCGAUGCAACUGAAGCUAUCAAGGCAUUACAGCAUGUAAUCAGAGCUGAUCCUAACGACAAUCAUAGCUGGGAAUCUCUGGCGGAUGCUUAUUUAGUGCGCGGUGCUCACACAUCGGCAUUGAAAUCGUAUCAACGUGCGUUACAGCUGAGUCCAGGAGCCUUGUAUCCUAUGAUACAACUCGCUAACAUCAAACUGCUCAUUGGUCAGCAUAAAGAAGCUAAAGAGGAUUUUGAGAAUAUAUUAGAAAACGAUAAAAAAUAUAUUCUUGCUUUAAAAGGUUUAGCUCAAGCAUGUUUAGGUCUAGCAAAAGAAAAUAUCGCAAAACAUUUUCUAUGUCGUGCAAGAGAAAAUCUACAACAAGCGGUAGAUAAUUUGACAGAAGCUAUUAUGAUACGUAGUGAUCUGUCCUGCAAUUGGAAAUUGCUUGGCGAUGUCUGUUUUAGAACAGCCGGUUUGCCAGAAAAGUAUUGCUAUUUAAGAAUCAAAUCUAUUUUAAUGAAAUUCGAUAGUGCCGAGGAGUAUAUGAAAAUUAGAGGAAAUGAAAUACUCACGUUAUCAAUAAGAUGCUUUUGUCGAGCGUUGUCGACCGCGGAAAAUUCUUCAUUGUUAUGGCACGAUUUAGCAUGCUGUUACUUGAUGCAAUUGGACCGCGAUUAUACAGUCAAUAAAGACGAUACAGCAGCCAAAUGUCUUGCUGCUGCAAAACAUGCCAUCAGACUCUGUCCACAGUCGUGGUUACACUGGAACAUUUUGGGUGUUAUUUGCAUGUCACCAUAUAUAAAGAAUUAUGCUCUGGCCCAGCAUUGCUUCGUUAUGGCGAUUGAUCAAGAAUCAAACAAUGCAAUAGCUUGGAGCAAUCUGGCCACAUUGUACCUACAUCUAGGAGAGACUCAUAGAGCGAAUAAAGCAUACUCUCGAGCGCAACGUGCGGAUCCCGGUUAUAUGAAUAGUUGGAUAGGCCAAGGAAUAAUCGCGGAAAACUCGGAGAAAGUCGAUCCGCAGGAAAGGAUGGAUCUUUUCCGACAUUCAACACAAUUGGGUUAUCACAACGAAGCGGCUUUAGGCUAUGCUCACUGGGUACUUACUACUCUUUUAGAUCCUAUAAUGAAGAGAGAUCCAUUAUUUGUUUACGUUAUCGAAAACAUGCACGCGAUACCUGCAGCAGCCGAUGUUCUCACUUGGUAUACAGAAUAUGUACCGAACGACGUUUAUGCUCUAAAUACUCACGGUCUGUUGUUGGAACGACUGAGAUUGUAUAAUACGGCGGUUAAGCAAUUUGUCAAAGCUUUAAAACUGAGUCAGGAUGAAAAAAGAGACAUGAUAUCCAUAAAUUUGGCACGUGUUUUGAUUCAAAUCGGAAAACACGAGGAAGCGAUCGAGUUAUGUAGACAAGUGAAAUGUGGAAGUUUCAAUUCUCAAUGCCAUUUGGCAUUAUCGUUAUUUAAAGCCAAGCAAUAUGAAGAAUCGUACAAUACGUAUGAAGCAGCUCUACAUUGGCUAGCAGACACCGAAACGCACAAAGCGAAUAUUUUAUGCGCGAUGGCCGCGAUUGCUUAUAUUUUUCAAGGAGCGGACGCUGUCAAGACUCUAUUGUUCCAAUGCAUAGAUAUAAAACCGCCCAUCAUAGCUGGUUUCUUAGCUAUCGUUGCUUUAGGAAUUUUACAUGAUGAUUCCAAUAUGACCUCUUUAGUGUUAGAGGAAUUGAAACCAUACAUAGAUGACCACGAGUAUGGUCAUCAUGUUGUCACAUUGUUCGCAUAUUAUCAAAUUAUUCAAGGAAAUCUCACGGAAGCUAUCCGAAUUUUCUCUAAAGCUAUCUUCAGACAUCCUAAUGACAUUAGGUAUUGGAUUCGUCUCGUUAGAGUCUCAUUGUUGAAUACAGAUUUGGACAUCUUUCGUAAAUGUGCUCAGACAGCAUUGGUUUUAAGCAGAAAUACAUCCAUGACUGAUAUUGUAUAUGUUGCUUGUGCCUCCGCAUAUAGUCAUUUCGGUACGACAAAGGGUCUUAGACAGGCUCAGAAAAAUAUAUUUACAUAUCCGGCCAACGUUGAGAGCUGGGCUAAUUUUAUUGCUACUCUUCUACCUAGAUGUACAGACAAGGAUUCCAAGAAUAAUAAUCAAUGGAUAUCGUCAUUAAUAUCUGUGAUAAAAUCACAAUUCCAAACUUCUGACUAUAUGUCACAAUGGCUUCAUAAUAUACAAAAACUUAUUUCUUAAGCUAAAACUUAGGUGUGCAUUCUUUUUUUGAUUCAUUGUAAAAAUAUAUUUUGUAAGCAUUAUUGUGUAUAAUA
Messenger RNA from Camponotus floridanus (Florida carpenter ant), 4652 nucleotides. RefSeq names its product tetratricopeptide repeat protein 37. The record is from RefSeq and is a predicted model, not a curated record. Lineage: Eukaryota; Metazoa; Arthropoda; Insecta; Hymenoptera; Formicidae. The transcript has 14 exons. Gene Ontology annotation, molecular function: protein binding. The coding region runs from base 679 to 4578 and encodes 1299 amino acids. Gene Ontology annotation, cellular component: Ski complex.